AUAUGAAAUGUCUAUUUAUACGAGAAUCACAUCAUAUGUCUGUGUCUUGUAUUUGAGUUAUAGAUUACGACUAUAUGUGUCGCAAAUGUUGUCCACAAUGGGUCCCAAAGUCUCAGCGAUGGCUCUCUUUUUCCCCGAAACUCAAGUGACGGCCAAAGAGUUGUUUGAAACUAAUCCAGAUGUGUUGACGGCUCACAACCCGGACUCGCAGUUGUGUCAACUGUUGUCUGUAUUGAAGUCUUGCACCAAAUCUCUGGACGUCUGUAUGUAUUGUCUGUCAUACGAACCCUUCCUCCACGUCAUGGAAGAGUUGAGUCGUGACUCUAAUAUCGUUGUCCGGGUUGUGACCAAUGGUGACAAAGGAAGGCACACAAGUGGCUCCACCACCGGUGAAGAGAAGUUCCCUUCGAAGCGAUUGAUCCAAUUGUUUAAGAAAGGCGUCCAAUUGAAGGUCAUAUCGAUGGCCGACGAGGCGCUGAUGCACAACAAGUUUGCAAUCAUUGAUAACUCUUUGCUCAUCAAUGGUUCCCUUAAUUGGACCGAAAACUCUAUUUUCAACUCCUAUAAUGACUGUCUUAUCACAACUGAUCCGAGACUAGUCUUUGCGUAUUCGCAACAAUUCAAUGAAUUUUGGUCACUCGACUGAUAACCCAAAAAACUUCAUUAUUUAUAACAAUAAUUUCACAUCAAUUUUGUAUAAAAUUC
Messenger RNA from Medioppia subpectinata, 705 nucleotides. Lineage: Eukaryota; Metazoa; Arthropoda; Arachnida; Sarcoptiformes; Oppiidae. The record is from the annotation of a GenBank genome assembly.